Letharia columbiana is the source of this 1476-nucleotide messenger RNA. RefSeq lists its product as uncharacterized. The record is from RefSeq and is a predicted model, not a curated record. The coding region runs from base 1 to 1476 and encodes 491 amino acids. Gene Ontology annotation, biological process: ergosterol biosynthetic process. NCBI's taxonomy places the organism in Eukaryota, Fungi, Ascomycota, Lecanoromycetes, Lecanorales, Parmeliaceae. Gene Ontology annotation, molecular function: Delta14-sterol reductase activity. The transcript has 3 exons. Gene Ontology annotation, cellular component: endoplasmic reticulum membrane.
AUGUCAAAGAGUGAGCGGAAAUCGGUGCUUCCAUCGGAACCCUCUCAUGGCUAUGAGUUUGGCGGACCUCUCGGGGCAUUUGCGACAUCUCUCGGGCUACCACUUGUCUGCUACCUAGCAACGUUCCUCUGCAAUGACAUCUCCGGCUGUCCUGUACCCUCUGCUCUACACCCUUGGAGCCUCACGGUAGCCAAGUUGAAGGAAGAAACUGGUUGGCCGGGCUUCCAAGGAUUGAUCAGCACCAAGGUCACAGUAUGGGUAUUAGGCUACUACUUCUUGAGCCUGGUGCUCCAGGCUGCUCUUCCUGGUGUACUGACCGAGGGUGUGGAGCUUUCAUCUGGUGGAAGGCUAAAGUACAAAUUCAAUGCGUUCAGCUCUGCUGUGACUGUGAUUGGCGCUGCUGCUUUGGGGACCUUCGUACAAGGACCAGACUUCCCUUUGUGGACUUUCAUUUGGGACAACUACACGCAACUCAUCACUGUGAACCUGGGCGUCGCCUUCUCGCUCGCAUGUUUCGUGUACGCCCGAAGCUUCUCGGUGAAAGCAGGCAACAAAGAACAGAGAGAACUGGCACCUGGUGGACACUCUGGGAAUCUCGUCUACGACUGGUUCAUCGGCCGCGAACUCAACCCUCGUGUGACUCUACCUGUGUUCGGCACUAUCGACAUCAAAGCUUUCUGCGAGCUUCGACCGGGCAUGUUGGGUUGGGUGUUACUCAAUCUGGCUUUCUGUGCGCACCAGUACAAAGUCUAUGGCUAUGUCAGUGACAGCAUCAUCUUCAUCACAUUUUUCCAGGCAUUAUACGUCUUCGACGCCCUAUACAUGGAACCGGCCAUCUUGACAACUAUGGACAUAACCACUGACGGCUUCGGCUUUAUGCUGGCCUUUGGAGAUCUUGCGUGGCUACCAUUCAUCUAUUCGUUGCAAGCGCGCUACCUCGCAGUGUUUCCUGUCCAUCUCGGAUACGCAGGUCUCGCUGGUUUAUUCGCAGUCCAAGGCUUUGGUUACUAUAUUUUCCGUGGCGCAAACAACGAGAAGAACCGAUUCCGGACCAAUCCUAAGGAUCCCAAGGUCGCACACCUGAAAUACAUAGAGACAAAAUCUGGAAGCAAGCUCCUAAUCUCUGGCUGGUGGGGUAUAACAAGACACAUUAACUAUCUCGGCGAUUGGAUCAUGGCAUGGUCAUACUGCUUGCCAACGGGGAUUGCUGGGUAUAUGGUGCAGCAGAGCUCUUCAUUGAGUGAUCAUCCAGCUGAUGGGUCCAUAUUCGGAGGUACACCAACGCGCUCUCCAGUCGUACAAGGCGAGGCAAGAGGUUGGGGCAUGGCCAUCACAUACUUCUAUGUUGUGUAUUUUGCUAUUCUCCUUGUACAUCGCGAGAUGAGGGACGAAGAGAAGUGCAUGAGGAAGUACGGAAAGGAUUGGGAGGUAUAUAGGGAGAAGGUCCCCUGGAGGCUCAUUCCUUAUAUUUAUUGA